Molecule: messenger RNA, 7845 nt
Organism: Meleagris gallopavo (turkey)
Lineage: Eukaryota; Metazoa; Chordata; Aves; Galliformes; Phasianidae
Source: RefSeq, a predicted model, not a curated record
AUGGGGAAUCAUGAUUGUUACUCCCUGGGAACACGGCCCCCUGCGCUGGUAGAUAGGGAUGGGGAACAGAAUAAGCCCUUCAUGAUCCAUGACAAGAUAGUUUUGGACCUGUUGCAAAAGCUGGAUGCUUACAAGUUCAUGGGACCAGAUGGAUUGUACCCUAGAGUGCUGAGGGAGUUGGCAGAUGUGAUUGCCAAGCCACUGUCCAUCAUUUUUCGGCAGUCCUGGCUAACCCGGGAUGUCCCGGUGGAUUGGAAACUGGCAAAUUAUUUUGCAGGAGGCAAUAAGCUGAAGAAUCAACAUUUUCGUCUAAACUGGGCAUGGAUUUCCUUAGAACAGGAAUAUUAUUUAGUAAAUGAAGAUUCCAAAUAUCUUGAUGUCAUCCUUAAACGGAGAGGUUACCUUGGAGAAACUUCUUUUAUAAGUAUUAGCACCAGAGAUGGUACUGCCAAGAAAGAUAAAGACUUCAGAGGGAAAGCCCAGAAGCAGGUGCAGUUUAAUCCUGGCCAAACCUUAGCUACGUGGCGAGUACGGAUUUUGAGUGAUGGAGAACAUGAGCGGUCUGAGUCCUUUCAAAUUGUUCUUUCUGAGCCUGUCAUGGCAGUUCUGGAAUUUCCCUCUGUAUCCACAGUGGAAAUAAUUGAUCCAGGAGACGAAUCAACUGUCUUUUUUCCUCAGUCUACCUAUACUAUUGAAGAAGAUGUUGGUGAGUUGUUUAUUCCAGUCAGAAGAAGUGGAGAUGUGAGCCAGGAACUGAUGGUUAUCUGUUACACACAACAAGGAACAGCAACUGGCACUGCCCCAACCUCUGUGCUUUCUUACUCUGACUACAUAUCCAGGCCUGAGGAUCACAACAGCGUUCUCCGUUUUGACAAAGAAGAGCGAGAAAAAACAUGUCGAGUAGUGAUCAUAGAUGAUUCCUUGUAUGAAGAGGCUGAGACGUUCGAUGUUUUGCUGAGCAUGCCAAUGGGUGGAAGAAUUGGUACAGAAUAUGCAAGCACUCAAGUUACCAUUGUACCUGACAAGGAUGAUGAACCAGCAUUCUACUUUGGAAAUGAUGAAUACUAUGUUGAUGAGAGUGCUGGCUAUGUUGAGGUACGUGUUUGGAGGACAGGAACUGAUCUGUCUAAAGCUGCCUCUGUUACAGUGAGGUCUCGCAAAUGUGAAUCAAGAACUGCAGAAGCUGGAGUAGAUUAUGUUGGUAUCAGUCGUAAUUUGGAUUUUGCCCCUGGAGUCACUAUGCAGACAUUUCGUGUGGUAAUUUUGGAUGACCUUGGACAACCCGUGUUAGAAGGAACCGAGAAGUUUGAGCUUGUGCUAAGAAUGCCUAUGAAUGCUGCCCUUGGAGAACCCAGCAAGGCUACCAUCUUCAUCAAUGACUCAGUCUCUGAUUUGCCUAAGAUGCAGUUUAAAGAACCUGUAUAUGUAGUCAAUGAAAAUGAUGGACAGAUUUCUGCCAUGAUAUACAGGAGUGGAGAUAUCCAAUACACAUCAACUGUGAGAUGUUAUACAAGGCAAGGUUCAGCUCAGGUAAUGAUCGACUUUGAAGAACGUCCUAAUACUGAUAGUUCCAUCAUCACAUUCCUUCCUGGUGAGACAGAGAAGCCUUGCACACUCGUGCUUAUGGAUGACACUUUUCAUGAAGAAGAUGAAGAACUACGUCUGGUUCUUGGCACUCCAAGAAGUGAUUCAUCUUUUGGUGCCUCUAUUGGUGAACAAAAUGAGACCCUCAUAAAGAUUCGAGAUGAUGCAGACAAGGCUAUUAUUAAAUUUGGUGAGACCAAAUUUAGUGUGAAUGAGCCAAAGGACGCAAGGCAAGUAGCAGUUGUAAAAAUCCCAGUGAUUCGUUUGGGAGACACAUCCAAGGUUUCUGUUGUAAGAGUUCAUACAAAGGAUGGAUCUGCUGUUUCUGGAGAGGACUAUCACCCUAUAUCAGAAGAAAUUGAAUUUAAGGAGGGUGAAACACAGCACUUUGUGGAGAUUGAAGUUCUCUUUGAUGGAGUUAGGGAGAUGAGAGAAGCCUUCACUGUUCACCUGAAACCUGAUGAGAACAUGGUUGCUGAAAUACAGACAGCCAAGGCCAUUGUUUACAUUGAAGAAAUGAACAGCAUGGCAGAUGUCACCUUUCCUUCUGUCCCUCAAGUUGCAUCCCUUUUGAUAUAUGAUGACACUUCUAGAGCCAAAGACAGAACCAGUCCUGUGGCUGGCUAUCCUGUCAUCUGUAUUACAGCUUGCAAUCCUAAAUAUGAAGACUUUGAUAAGACUGGUUCGAUAUGUGCUAGUGAACACAUCAAUAAUACUCUGACACAAUAUCGAUGGCUUGUGAGUGCACCCACUGGUCCUGAUGGUGUUACUAGCCCCAUGAAGGAGGUUGACUUCGAUACCUUCUUCACUUCAUCCAAGAUGAUCACACUGGACUCCAUUUACUUUCAAGCUGGCUCUCGUGUCCAAUGUGCAGCUCGAGCUGUGAAUUCAGAUGGGAAUGAGGGUCUUGAACUUAUGAGCCCUAUUGUAACUAUAAGCACAUCAGAAGGUCUUUGUCAGCCUCGUGUGUCAGGAGUAGUUGGAGCAGAACCAUUCUCUGCUAAACUGCGCUACACAGGCCCGGAAGAUCCAGCUUAUGCCAAUCUCAUCAAACUAACAGUCACAAUGCCACAUAUUGAUGGCAUGCUGCCUGUUAUUUCUACAAGAGAGCUCUCCAAUUUUGAGCUGACACUUAGCCCUGAUGGAACUAGAGUUGGAAACCAUAAGUGCUCCAACCUGCUGGAUUACACAGAAGUGAAGACCCACCAUGGUUUCUUGACUGAUGCUACCAAAAAUUCAAAUGUGAUUGGAGAGACCAUUCCCUACCAAUACAGUCCAGCAAUCAGAGGCUUCAAUACCUUACGAUUCUACCGAAAUCUGAAUCUGGAAGCCUGUUUAUGGGAGUUUGUUAGCUAUUAUGACAUGUCCGAGCUCCUCACAGAUUGUGGAGGCACCAUUGGGACAGAUGGACAGGUUCUCAACCUAGUACAAUCCUAUGUCACACUGAGGGUCCCCUUGUAUGUCUCCUAUGUUUUCCACUCUCCGGUGGGAGUAGGAGGUUGGCAGCACUUCGACCUGCAGUCUGAGCUCCGGCUGACUUUUGUGUAUGACACUGCCAUCCUGUGGAAGGACGGCAUCGGGAGCCCACCAGAGGCAGAGCUCCAAGGUUCUCUGUACCCAACCAGCAUGCGUAUUAGUGAAGAGGGACGCCUGGUUGUCAACUUCAAGACUGAAGCACGGUUUCACGGUCUGUUUGUCAUGUCCCACCUUGCUUCAUCUCUAACUUCCAUGGUUAUGUCAGCUGAUCACCCGAGCCUGACAUUCAGCCUCAGCCUCAUCCGAAGUGAGCCCACGUACAACCAGCCAGUUCAGCAGUGGAGCUUUGUUUCAGAUUUUGCGGUUCGAGACUAUUCUGGGACCUAUACGGUAAAGCUGAUAGCUUGUACCACUGCUCCACAUCAGGAGUACAGCCUGCCGGUGAUCUGCAAUCCUAGAGAGCCGCUCACAUUUGAUCUGGAUAUUCGAUUCCAGCAGGUCAGUGACCCAGUGGCUGCUGAGUUCAGCUUGAACACCCAGAUGUUCCUUCUCUCCAAAAAAACACUCUGGCUGUCGGAUGGAUCAAUGGGCUUUGGACAAGAAAGUGAUGUUGCUUUCUCAGAAGGUGAUGUCAUUUAUGGUCGAGUGAUGGUGGAUCCAGUGCAAAAUCUGGGCGAUUCCUUCUACUGUAGCAUUGAGAAGGUUUUCCUGUGUACAGGAGCUGAUGGAUAUGUACCCAAGUAUAAUCCAUCCAACACUGAAUAUGGAUGUCUUGCUGAUUCUCCAUCCCUUCUGUACAGAUUCAAGAUUGUGGAUAAAGCUCAACCAGAGACACAAGCCACAAGCUUUGGAGAUGUGCUUUUUAAUGCAAAACUUGCAAUAGAUGAUCCUGAAGCAAUUUCUUUAGUUAAACAACCAGGCUCUGAUGGAUUUAAAGUAGACUCAACUCCUCUGUUUCAGGUGUCCUUGGGCAGGGAGUGGUAUGUCCAUACAAUCUACACUGUACGAUCAAAGGAAAACGCUAACCGUGGAAUUGGCAAAAGAAGCGUGGAGCAGCAGUACCACUCACUUUUUAGUGGAGGUAGCCCAGUACCAUCCACACAGAGACGUCAUAAGAGAGGAGCUGUGGGAGCCCCAGAACUUGCAAAAGACAUUGGAGUAGAAAACAACCGAGGGACGAACAUACAGCACAUAGCACUGGAUCGCACCAGCAAGAAACAGGUCCCUCAAAAGGAGGUUGUGGUCAAUGGUGUUCUCCCCAGAGAACUGAACAGCCAGAGCUCAGGGGUCAGCGUAGUCACAAUCAUUGGCGGAGCUGCUGCCAUUUUCCUUGCCAUCUGCUUAAUUGCAAUCAGCAUUUUGCUGCUAAAGCGGAGACAAAAUUCUGAGAAGAAGGAAGCUGCAAAGAAGUCAGGCAGCAAUGAACCAAUGAUGCUGCCUGAUAACUACACCAGCGAUAGCUCUGAGGUUUGAUUUGAAGACCACAGAAUUCAGCCCGGAGUCUCCAGGGUGCCUCAAAACAAAAUUGAACUGCACUUAUGUAGCAGCAGAUCACGGUGACUCGUGAAGAGUAAAAAGUUCAUGUGCGUCUAGAUUUACUUGAAAUUUUUUAUCCUGAACUUUUGCUGCCUUUAUCAACAAUAGAAAAAUCCGUACUGAAUCUCCCACUUUGCACUAAAGGUUAUCGUGACGUCCCUAUAUCAUGCACUAAUCUUUAGCAGGAGUUCAAGGAACUGCAUUGUAAGGGAGAACAUUUUCUUUUAUUUUUUUUGUAUUUGCUGAUAUUUCAAAAAAGUAGUAGAAACUAUCCAAAGGUGCUAUAGAUCCUUUCUGUAAUAAGAGAGGAAAUUUGUUUCUUUAGAAAUACUGAAUACUUGAGAGGUGGAAUACUUACACACUUCAGUCAAAUUUUGUACUGUUUCUCACAAAGAACUCGAUGUCUGCAGUUAGGUUGAAAGGUGAUAAAAUGCCUUAGGCAUGAAUCCUCCCUCCUGUAAGACUUUGACUACAUCUAAGCUAUACCAGUGAUUAGGUUUUUUUCCUUAUGUUUAACUGAACUUUUUCUAAAGGCAGCUAGAUUAGACGGCGUAACAUUAUAAUCAGUUGCAUGUCACAAAAGGCAAUACAUAUUCUUUUCUGCAAAUUCUUAUUCAGCUAUUUAAUCAGAUAAUUUUUUUCCCUCAUUUUUUUCCUUAUUUAUGUUGAUAUAAAGCCAAAGAAUACAACAAAUCUUGAAGGAAUUUUGUUUUUGACAGGAACUGGACACAUAUCUUCUUAAGUUUAUAGCAAAUCAUGGAUGUGUUGCAAGGCAAAUUGUAUUUUUUAGUGCAUAUCCACUGCUGGGAAAUGCAAGCAUUAGUGUUUCAGUACCUAGUAUUAGAUUAAAAAUGCAGAGGACAAAGUUCUGCCUGAACUGAGCCUAGGAAUCAUGAUAUUGAAUCCAGCAUGUGAUUGUCAGUUGCCAUGUCAAAUGGCAAAAAAGUGAAGAAAUAAAUAUAACAUGAUUGAAUCAAGUAGUAUUUAUUAGCUUACCAUUAUAGCAUAUCUUGACAAACAUGCUAGAUCAUUGCUGGGCUGCUUUUUGUUUUAACAAAUGACUACUUCUGAAAGAGAGAUUCUGAUUUUCUCUCAGUCUUCCCAGUGUAGACAAUCUGGCAGCAUUGAUGUCUCAUUGAAGUUUGGAUCAGCAGUGUUCCAUGCCAUUUUUUUAAUGCAGACAGGACCUGUUCUACCCUAAAGAUAUCCUGCCAAAUGCUUGGCCGUGGAUACCAUAUAAUCCUGAAGAUUAUCCCAUUUGUCACACUAGCAUUUGAUAUGAAUAAAUCUUUUCAAGUCAGUGGAGUUCAGCUAUAUAAACUAAAUAAAAUCUGAAGUAGGCUGUUGAGAUUGGUGCUGAAAAACCUGUUCCCCUCCACAACCUGUGGUGGUGGGUACUGGCAACACCCAAACUAUCCUCAAGCUGCAAACCAUCUGGCAUUUGACAUUCUGGAGACCAUGCUGCAAAGAUCUGAGUUACCAGGAUCCAGUCUGAAAGCAGCCUGGCUUCUAGCACAGAGUGCUGCCUCUGAACUAAAAUAUGCCCAAGAGGCUUUGUAUCCUAUGUAUGUUGGGCUGUAAACGCAGGGAGACCCAACUUAGUGAUUCCACACAAUCGUCCAUAAGGCUGAGAAAUCUUGAGGUCUACUCUCCUGGGAAGGUCUGUGCUAGGAUUUGUGGUACAGUAUGAAUGUGCCCACAGAGGGACUCACGCUAAUAUCUCUGGAUUUAUAUUGUUAUGACUUCACUCAUUUGGUAAGGCUUCGUCAGUUUUUCACCCAACGAAUCAGGUCAGAAUCUGUACCAUCUUUUCCUGGGUUUUCUGAAGACUGUUGUUCAGAAUGCUUAAUUGAAAGAUGUUUUCAGCAGCCUGAGGGUCAAGCUCCAUUAUUAAAGUCAUGCAGUCAUCUUUUAUUUUAAUUAAACUGAGUACUAGCCUGAAAUAAUUAUCCACAAGGCUAUCCACAAGACGUGCCCAGUGCAUUAGACCUUUUCCCUGGUCACCUGACAUUAAUUUACUCUUGUAAUGAAGUUCCCAGUUUUGUGAUCCAUGUAUUAUGUGUGCAAGAUUGAUCAAAGACUUAAGCCACAGAUGUGUUUUAUGUUUAAAGUUCAGACCUACGUUACAAUUGUAAUCUAGGAUCAGAUUUGCCCUUGUGCCCAUACAUGAAAUAACUGAUUAUGAGAAAGGCAGGAUUUGUCUCCUAGAACCUGCACAUUCAGACAGUGAUUCUACAGUAAAAUGGGACACAUGUAAAUAAUAGAACAUUUUAAUAUUUAUAAAAUGCCUGUUUUGUGUAAGCAGAGAAGAUCUUUUAAAAUAUAUAUAUAAUAAAUAUGGAAUGUAGGUGUUUAUCAGUAGAGCAAUUUUUCUGUUUUUGAAUUUUAACAGACUGAAAUAUCAUUAAAGUUGCUUGCAGGCAAAAUCUUUUUUUAAUAAUUAUUAUUUCUUUUCAUGAAAUCAUACCAAAAACUGUGUGUUCUACAAGCCAAAUAUUGAGUCUGGUAGAUUUGAUCACUGCUUUGAAUAAUGUCUGAUUACAGCUCUGUAAAAGGUUCCCAAUUAUGGGGAUUAUCAGACAAACAUUUUUCUAAAAAAUAUAUUAAAAAAAACCUGCUGAUAACAAAAUAAAACACAAAGCACACACUGAGAAGCUGGACAAGAAUUAGCAAGAUUCAUUAAUCAGGUAUCAAAGUCCUCUGCCUGGGAAAAAAAUCUCAAUGUUCCCAGUAAGACCUGCCAGGUGUGUCCCAUUCCUAAGAAAUUGAAUUUCUUACAAUUCAGUGAACCAUAAGUACAACUGUAGCAGCAUGCUUUGUUAUUAUGGCUUCAAGGUUUUGAAUUUCAGCAAGACGUUUUGGAGGCUUAUUAACAUUUUUCCUUCUACUUAACAAGUGACCUUGUUUAUACUAACCUGAAUAAGUGCCUCAUCCCCAGUUAUAUGCACAAGUAUAUUAAUAUUUAUCUAUCCAUGCAAUAAACUGAAUAUUUUAUAUAUAUAUAUAAUCUAUUUCCAGCAUAUGUAUUCAAUCUUUUUUUCCCUGAAGAUACGUAUUCCGCUGGCAGUAAUGCCAUUUGUUAAGCCCUUUAAACAGUAACUGCUGUGUUUAAAUUUGUUAUCAAGCUGUCAGAAAUCUUUCCAUGCAUAUUUAUUUGGAGCAAUUUCUUAUGUAUGUCUGUGGCUGUGAUGUUUGGCAUUUUUAUCAGGAAAAAUAAAAGUAAAACUACUUCUGUUUUGUUACUAAUUU